Molecule: messenger RNA, 1536 nt
Organism: Triticum turgidum subsp. durum (durum wheat)
Lineage: Eukaryota; Viridiplantae; Streptophyta; Magnoliopsida; Poales; Poaceae
Source: the annotation of a GenBank genome assembly
AUGGAAGGCGGCGGCGGCGGACCGAGGGGCGUGGAGCUGCUGGACGGCGCGCGGCGCAGGAUCGCCGGCCCGGCCUCCUGCUGGGGCGAGGCGUACCGCGGCCUCUUCGCCAGCUGCGCCCACAUCAUGGCGGACAAGGAGCGCCAGUCGAGGCUCGCGUGGCGCCUCAGCGCCUGCUACCAGCAGGACUCCGGCCGCCCGCCGCUGCCGCCCUGCGACGACCGCUCGCGCAUGGUGCACUGCCGCAAGCGCCUCUCCGAGCACGAGGAGAAGGUCUUCCUCGAGUUCUUCCUCGAGACCAACACCCUCUGCCACCAGCUCCAGGCGGAAGCGUUCAAGCAGAGCACGGAGCGGCUGGUGAACGACCUGACCCGGGCGGCAGCGGCGGCGAGCGAGAAGCUGUCGGCGAUCGAGGAGAGGUCGGACCAGAUCAUGCAGGAGUCGAGCAAGCUCCAGGGCUCCAUGUCGUCGAUCGUGUCGCAGACCGAGAACCUGGCCGCCGCGGAGGAGUACGCGCGGCUGGGCGAGGAGAUGGUGAGGCUGAAGGAGGAGGCGGCGGGGAUCGAGCGGGAGGUCAGGGCCGUCGGCGACGCCAUGGCGGCGCGGAUGGAGGGCCUGCAGCGCACCGCGGAGGAGAUCGGGACCGCCGCCGGGCAGUCGCUGGAGAACCAGCGGGAGCUGCUGGAGGGGCAGGCGAACGCGACGCGGGCGCUCGGGGAGCUCCACGGCUUCCUGAGCCGGGCGCUGGAGGAGAGCAGGGAGGCGAUGCAGAGGCUGGCGCGGUUCGGGCGGCAGCAGCAGGAGGAGCUGCUGUCCCGGCAGGAGCAGCUCCGGCGCGCCCACGACCUCCUCAUGCGCAACUCGGAGUCGAUCCUCCAGGCCCAGGAGGAGUUCAGCGCGAAGCAGGCCAGCAUCUUCGCGGCGCUGGACAAGCUCUACGUGCUCCACUCGCGCUUCAUCAAGGCCUUCGUCUUCUACAGCUGCGUCGUCUUCCUCCUCUACCUCCUCACCAGCGCCAAGCAGACCUUCGCCAUUAGAGGCCAGCUCUACUUCGGUCUGUGCAUCACGCUCGUGGUGGAGGUCGCGCUCAUCAGGCUGGGGGGCGCCGACGACGACCUCAGCAGGCCGUUCUGGGUCGUGUCCAAGGUGCUGCUGCUCCGGUCGGCGUUCCUCGCCGCCGCCGCCGCCCAGAUCCUGCACGCCAUCUUCGCCUUCAAGGAUUACGAGGUGCUGAACCAUGAGCUGCUCCAGACGCUGGUGGAGAAAGUCCGGGCGAUCGAAGACAACGCCGCCGGAGACAAGAUGUGUCCAUGGGGGACAGGCAGUGAUGAUGAAAGUAGCCUCAGCGACUACUCGUGGGUCUUCGACGAGCUGCAGGACGACGUCGACAGCGAAGUCGACCCGGACUUCGUGCUCCGGGAAGAUGACAUCUGCAGGAAGGGCCACGGUUUCCGGGAAGAAAUCGGCGAAAACUCACUCUCAGCGCCGAUCGCCAUGAGGAGAUACAACCUUCGGGCACGCAUUACCCCACGGUGA